This is a messenger RNA of Batrachochytrium dendrobatidis JAM81, 291 nucleotides long. RefSeq lists its product as uncharacterized. Gene Ontology annotation, biological process: GPI anchor biosynthetic process. The transcript is spliced from 3 exons. Lineage: Eukaryota; Fungi; Chytridiomycota; Chytridiomycetes; Rhizophydiales. Gene Ontology annotation, cellular component: dolichol-phosphate-mannose synthase complex; endoplasmic reticulum membrane. The coding region runs from base 1 to 291 and encodes 96 amino acids. The record is from RefSeq and is a predicted model, not a curated record.
AUGAAAAGAGCACUCAGAUUUGCACUGUCAACAGUGGCCUUUGCUGGCAUAUGGCUGAUUAUGCUUUUCCAUGCACAGAUUCUUCCUGGACUGGAACUCUCUCCAGCCGUUGAUUUGGUUAUCCCUGCAAUUCCACUCUGGCUACUUGUUACUUUUGGGUCAUAUUCUCUCGCCAAUCUUGGCUGGGCUCUCAUCAUAUUCGGAGACUGUCCUGCAGCACAAGUAUCGCUUCUCAAGGAGAUUCAAACAGCAAAAAUGGAUUUAAGAAGCCACGGAGUAUCGAUUGACUAG